Molecule: messenger RNA, 760 nt
Organism: Aspergillus campestris IBT 28561
Lineage: Eukaryota; Fungi; Ascomycota; Eurotiomycetes; Eurotiales; Aspergillaceae
Product: 60S ribosomal protein eL37
Exons: 3
Biological process (GO): translation
Cellular component (GO): ribosome; cytosolic large ribosomal subunit
Molecular function (GO): RNA binding; structural constituent of ribosome
Source: RefSeq, a predicted model, not a curated record
CGAAGGGUACCUCCAGCUUUGGCAAGCGCCACAACAAGACUCACGGUCUCUGCCGGCGUUGUGGCCGCCGCUCGUGGCACAUCCAGAAGUCGACCUGUGCCAACUGCGGCUACCCCGCUGCUAAGACUCGCAAGUUCAACUGGGGCGAGAAGGCCAAGCGCCGCAAGACCACCGGCUCCGGCCGCUGCGCUCACCUGAAGGACGUCCACCAGCGCUUCCAGAACGGCUUCCGCACUGGUGUCCCCAAGGGCGCCCGCGGUCCCGAGAACCACUAAGCUCGCCAUUUCCCCCCCUCGAACGUCGCAUUUGAAUUUCCUUUUUUCUCUUUUCGAUCUCGGAGGCUGGAACAAAAGGGCUGGUAUGACGAGCAGGAGGAAGUGUGUGCGUGUGUGUUAGCCUGGCAAUGUGAAAUGAUGAAUUCCCAGCAAUUGCAAUGCUAGGCGACUUAAGGACGCUUUUUCCCCCUCCCCGUGGAGUUGGUGUUGGGAACUUGGUCUCUUCGUUUGUCGGCAUCAUCGUGUUUUUGAUUUUUUAGAGCAAUUCAAAAGAUAAAAAACCGACGGCAAAUGAGAGACGGGAAAUUACUUUUUUCCUCCUCGUGGGGUGUUCAAAACUGGGUGAAUAAAAAAAAAUAAUAUUAAAAAAAGGGAAAAGCAUGCAUGGAUUUCCUUUCUGAUUGUUUAUGGCUGGCGAAUAUCCCCCGUGUCGUGGCAGAUGUUAUAUUGAGAUACUGUUCAAUAUGAUCUGUCUUACCUGAAGU